Molecule: messenger RNA, 615 nt
Organism: Paramecium primaurelia
Lineage: Eukaryota; Ciliophora; Oligohymenophorea; Peniculida; Parameciidae
Source: the annotation of a GenBank genome assembly
AUGUAUUAAGAAUAUAAUUUAAAUAAAAACAAUUAUUAAUAUUUAUUCAAAAUGGGAAGAAAAAAUAGGGAUUUAUCAUAUUUAAAGCCAUUUUGUUUUUACUGUGAUAAAACAUUUAAAAAUGAAGUUUAUCUACAUUAGCACUAAAAGGCAAAACAUUUUACUUGUUAAAGAUGUUUUAAAAAGUUUUCAUCUUGCGAUUCUUUGAAAAAUCAUGUUGAAUCUGCUCAUCAUGAAGUUUUAACUAAGUACUUUAUGUUUAAAAUUAGAAUACCAAAUGCUACUGGAGACAGAAGUGAUAUAAAGAAUAAAAUAUUUGGAAUGCAAGGUGUCCCUAGAGUUGAAAUUGAAAAAAGAAUCAGAAAAGGUGCUGAAGAAUAUUGGACAAAGAUUUUAAGUGCUUAAUAUCAAUAAAGAAGGAAAGAAAAUAAAUAAAGAAUAAAACAAAAUAAAUUAGUGGCAAAAUAAGAGAAUUUAUAAGAAAUUAGAUAAGAAGUAAUUAUAUUAAUUAUUACAUCAAGAAUGAAUAAGAAGAAAUCAAUUAAUAUGAAUAUAAUCCAGAAGCUAAACCAAUCAGUUUUGAUCUUGAUUUUGAUUAAUUACCAAAAUAAUGAG